AUGGAGGAAAAAUGGUCAAUCGACAAGUUAGACUGGAGCAAUUGGAGUACUUGGAAGUUUCAAAUGAAGCAUUUGCUGUUGGCGAAAGGGCUGUGGGGUUUCGUAGACGGUUCGGAAGAGCUAGCAGGGUCAGCUUCGGGAGAAACGGCGGCACAAUUUCGUUCGAAAGCGCAAAGGGCGUUCUCAACAAUUGUUUUAGCAAUUAAAUCAGCUCAGCUAUAUUUGGUUAGCUCAUGUGAAAAUCCUAAGCAAGCGUGGGAUGCACUAAAGAAUCAUUUUGAUCGAGAUACGUUAGCGAACAAACUGUUUUUAAAGAAAAAGUAUUUCCGAACGGAGAUGAAAGAAGGAACUUGUAUGGAGAAACAUUUGAAACACAUGAAGGACAUCGCGGAUAAAUUGGCAGCUAUCGGUGCACCUAUCUCUGAAGAGGAUCAAGUUGUGACUUUAUUAGGAAGUUUGCCGAGAAGUUAUGCAACUCUUGUAACCGCCUUAGAAGCCAGAGUUGAUGAUGUGAAAAUGGACUUCGUUCAACAAGCUCUUAUGCAUGAAGAAUCGAAGCAAGGACCUAAGAACGAGUCAGUUAAGAAUGAGUCUGCCUUAAUGGGAAACCGAAAGAAAAAAUUUUCAGGAAAGUCGGACGUGUUUUAAGUGUGGAACUGUUGGCCAUAUUCGUCGAAAUUGCCCUCAGGAAAAAGCGAGAUAUACAAAGCCAGUGCAUAAAUCAAGACAUGGAGCAAAAGUCGGAAAGACCCAAAACUCUGAUAGUGAAUCUGAAAGUGGUGCUUGUGUAUUUACAGUGUCCGAGGGAAAUGCAAAGUUUUCUGAUUGUCAUUGGUUGAUCGAUUCUGGAGCUUCAAGUCAUAUGACGAAGGAAAAAAGUGUUCUGGUGAAUUAUCAACAGUUUGGGGAACCCGAAAGCGUUGCCUUGGGAGAUGGUCGUGUUGUACAAGCGUUGGGAUCUGGUAACGUGCAUAUGGAUAUGUUGUUCUCUGGGAGAAAGUCAAAGCGAGGUGUACUGUGUAAUGUGUUGUAUGUUCCAAAGCUUACCUCUAACCUGUUUUCCGUUCGAGCUGCCGUUGCGAAAGGUAACGUGGUGAAGUUUCGUGGUGAUAAAUGCUGGAUAAGUGAUGCCAGUGGGAGACUACGAGGAAUGGGAUCAUUAGCCAACAAGUUGUACAAGUUGGAUUGCGAAGACGUCUCAAACGGACACGCUACGUUAGCUUCACAGGAAAGUAGUGAUCUUUGGCAUCAACGGUUGGGACACGUACACGAGCAGCGACUAAAUAGCUGCAUUAAGAAUAAUAUUGUGAAAGGAAUUUGUUGUGAAAACGUUGACAAACUUUCGUUCUGCGAAGCAUGUUUGGCUGGAAAAAUGCAUCGAAAGCCAUUUCUUGCUCGGGAAGAAAUUCGUUCAUCUCACAAGCUACAGAUAGUACAUAGCGAUGUGUGUGGUCCAAUGUAA
Messenger RNA from Paramuricea clavata, 1462 nucleotides. Lineage: Eukaryota; Metazoa; Cnidaria; Anthozoa; Malacalcyonacea; Plexauridae. The record is from the annotation of a GenBank genome assembly.